Molecule: messenger RNA, 2543 nt
Organism: Aspergillus heteromorphus CBS 117.55
Lineage: Eukaryota; Fungi; Ascomycota; Eurotiomycetes; Eurotiales; Aspergillaceae
Product: Zn(II)2Cys6 transcription factor
Exons: 7
Coding region: 1-2442 (813 amino acids)
Biological process (GO): DNA-templated transcription; regulation of DNA-templated transcription
Molecular function (GO): DNA-binding transcription factor activity, RNA polymerase II-specific; DNA binding; zinc ion binding
Source: RefSeq, a predicted model, not a curated record
AUGGACGAGAGCCCACCCACCCCUGCCGGUCAGAAACGACCCCGCGUUUCGGAGGAAAACCGCAAACGAGCCGUGAGAGCCGCCCUCGAGUCUCGACCAGAAGGAAUUGCCAUCCAAGACUGUCCCACUGACCGCUGCAGUUGCGACGGCUGUCGCCGGGUCAAGGAGAAAUGCGAAGGAGGCGUGCCCUGUCGGCGUUGUCUCCGGUAUCGUCGGCAAUGCGUCUUCACCCACCCCGACCAUGCGGAGAAGCUCGCCCGAUCUUCGUCCACCCCACUGCUGGAACGCUCUGUCGCGCUCAGUCGACAUGAUAUCGCCGAGUCGGAACGGGUCCGCUGCAUGGAACGCAUUCUGCAGCACUAUGUCCCCAACAUCUCGUUCGACGUCCACUCGCUCCGCAAGGUGGCCGACGAGCUACAGCACAAACAUCGUCGCUCGGGCUCCGACGAAACCCCCUCCAUGCAGCUGGAAGGAGAUGACCUGGAGGAUCUGGCGAUCGAUGAUGAGGACUUCACCAUUAAGGCUUUGCCGGAUAAUACCACCCAAUACUCCGGGGAGUUUUCGUAUCUCAACUUUUCGAUGAAAAUCAGACAGAAGAUUGACGAAUGGAUGAAGGACGCGGCUCCAGAGGCAUCGACCGAAACAGAACCCUUUGAGGAGCGAUGGAGGGCAACACAGUUACAGUCGGGAUCGACUUUGGUCUCUACAUCCGUCACUUGUCUUCCGCCCCGUUUUGUCGCCGACUUUCUGGUCCAAAUAUUCUUCAAAUACGCGCAGACGAAUAACUUCUACGUGGAAGAAGACUGGCUGCGAGAUAAACUCAAUACUUGCUAUUCGAAUCCGUCGAGCCUGUCCUCGAAUGAUGCCGGUUCAGUCUGCGCCAUUCUGAUGGUUUUGGCUGUUGGCACACAGUUUGCGCACAUGGAGUCAUCCAUCCCCAUCAACCGUCUGUCAUCGAAUUCGGCGUUCGACGACGACCAUCACUUUUCCGAGGACGAUGUUGGUUUGACCUUCUACCAGUUCGCAUCAAAGCUGCUUCCGGACAUUAUUGCCACGGCUUCUGUCCGAAGUGUCCAAGCGUGCCUGCUGAUCGGGACUUAUCUAUUGCCACUCGACACGUCUGGUCUCUGUUACACAUACUUUGGUCUGGCACUCAAAAUGGCGAUUCAGAACGGCAUGCACCGGAAGUAUUCGGGCGAGGGACUGUCGCCCCGUAUGGUAGAGAUCCGGAAUCGGGUGUUCUGGACUGCCUACACGAUAGAAAAGCGUGUCAGUAUCCUUCACGGAAGACCAGUCUCCCUCCUAGACGCGGAUGUGGAUGCCCCGUUUCCUACCGAUGUUCCUGGCUUGACACCGUCAGGACAUUCGUCGAACGACAUCAACAUGGUGACACUCAUCAAGUUAACCCUCAAGCUCGGAGAGGUUGCAAACGAAAUAUCCGUACUGCGUAAAUCUCGCAGGAACCAGCAACAGGACUGUCUGGAACGGCUGCUGAAUCUGCGGAAGAACCUCGUGGACUGGUGGUCUACCCUGCCCGAAGAAACCAACUGCCGCGAUCUCAACCCAGCAGGGCCACUUUUCCGCUCCAACGUGCACCUGAAGCUGGACUACUGCCUGACUCGCAUCUUCCUCGGACGACCGUUCCUGUUCAGCAGCAUGAGGGCCAUCAGUCUCACCACCUUCACGCCGGCUCCGUUCAAGACACAAUCUGGUCUCUCCAAAAACCGGUCCACCUUGGUCACAGACUGCAUAGACGCCGCGCUGGAGAUCAUCGACCUCUGCCGGCUGCUACGCGACGAGGCCGGCUUAGCCCGCGCCUCGUUCACCGAAUUCAGCUCCUGCCGUGCCGCCCUUCUCGUCAUCCUAGCCCAGAGCUUAACCAAGCGGACAGAGCGACUAGGCGAAGCUCUAGACAAAGGCAUGGCCCUGAUCAAGAUCAUGUCGAUGGGCGUCGGCUCCGCGCGAUCCGCCGUGAGCGUCAUCGAGACGCUGGAACGCGCCAUCCGCCGUCUUGAAGAAUAUAGCAAGACCCAACCCGGCGGCAGCACCGGCGCCACCGAAUCCGCAUACGACCGGUUCAAAAACUGGGAAAUGCUCUGGAAGUCCGGCCCCAUUUCACCCGGUGUCGUACCUUUCCCGGACCAGUUUCACGCCGGAGGGGGCAGCGGUCUCCCCCCCAUCGCCACCCCCAUGCCCGGCGCGCCCAGCGCCAACGAGCCCGUCGAACCGGACGUGACCAACGCCAGCCUCCCCGACUCGUCUGAAUUCCCCGUCUCGCACCCCCUCUCUCAGAUGCCGCAUUUCGGGCUCGAUCACUUCGUCUCCAACCUCCCGCAGGAACUGGAGGAAUUCACCGCGAUUCCCUGCUUCGAGGCCGAUGGCCAGCCCGGUAUGAAGUCCGGGGGGUCUGACACCCCGUGGAUGAACUUCAUGAAUGAUUGAUUGACCUUUCUCGUCUGGCUAUUCUGGUGGUUUUGUGGUUUUCAAGCGUUUGAAUUUGGCAUCUCUCUUUCUCUUUUUUUUUUUUUUUUUUGUCGGUGUUU